This is a messenger RNA of Drosophila mauritiana, 1214 nucleotides long. It is a transcript of the gene Arf79F, whose product is annotated as ADP-ribosylation factor 1. Gene Ontology annotation, cellular component: plasma membrane; cytoplasm. The coding region runs from base 262 to 810 and encodes 182 amino acids. The transcript is spliced from 5 exons. Gene Ontology annotation, molecular function: GTPase activity; GTP binding. The record is from RefSeq and is a predicted model, not a curated record. Gene Ontology annotation, biological process: intracellular protein transport; vesicle-mediated transport. Lineage: Eukaryota; Metazoa; Arthropoda; Insecta; Diptera; Drosophilidae.
UCUCCCCAUUAUCUUUCUAUUCGCAAUUCGGUGUGUGGUGUGUUUAGCAGCAGAGAAAAUUCAAUCAAAGAAAAGUCGACAAAAAAAGGCAGAAUAAUCGAUUCUCCCAGUCCAUGCACACAAGUCCGCAGUUUGCAUAUUCUGAUCGGUAUUGCAACUCGGAUUUGAACUUGUCAUAAUUCCAGCCAGCAGACAGAGAGCAGGCCAACCAGAGAUCCAACUUCCUACGACUACCGAGCAUCCGAAAGACAAACAGCAGCCAUGGGAAACGUAUUCGCGAACUUGUUCAAAGGCCUAUUCGGCAAAAAGGAAAUGAGGAUAUUGAUGGUCGGUUUGGAUGCCGCUGGUAAAACCACAAUUCUGUACAAACUCAAAUUAGGCGAAAUUGUUACAACGAUACCUACCAUUGGUUUCAAUGUGGAGACUGUAGAAUACAAGAAUAUUAGCUUUACAGUGUGGGAUGUGGGUGGCCAAGACAAAAUUCGUCCCCUGUGGAGGCACUACUUCCAGAAUACACAAGGUCUUAUCUUCGUCGUGGACAGCAAUGACCGAGAGCGUAUCGGGGAGGCGAGAGAGGAGUUGAUGCGCAUGCUGGCAGAGGACGAGCUGAGGGAUGCAGUCUUACUAAUCUUCGCAAACAAACAGGAUCUGCCAAAUGCAAUGAACGCGGCCGAAAUCACCGACAAGCUCGGCUUGCACUCACUCAGAAACCGCAACUGGUACAUCCAGGCGACGUGUGCAACUAGCGGCGAUGGGCUCUACGAGGGACUCGACUGGCUGUCCAACCAACUGAAGAACGCUAAUCGCUAAUUAAACACUAAAAUUAAAGCAACAAUAUGAAUACAACUAACUCUGAUUUCAAGCGAGCCGAAGCAGUUAACCAGCAACCAGAACCAUAGCAAGAGCGGCUGAAGGACAUCCAACAUCCAGCGGUAAACGGUGGAAAUCGACAUCAGCAGGAAUUUUCACAAAACAGCAGCAGCGGCACCAACACCAACAACAAGAGCAGCAGAUCUUCGCAUAACUUAAAGGGCUCCUCAUGUCCGUAUUUCCAAACAAGAAACUGAAAUUGUUUAUUGAAUUGCAAAAACAUAACCUUUCAAGCAGCAUAUAAAGAACGCUAUAAUAUAAUUUAAAUUCGUAUACAUAAUUAUUGGAUGUUUAAAAGCAAAACGAGUAAAAGAAAAGCCCAACCAAUCACACAAGAAAGGAAA